Molecule: messenger RNA, 2125 nt
Organism: Oryza sativa Japonica Group (Japanese rice)
Lineage: Eukaryota; Viridiplantae; Streptophyta; Magnoliopsida; Poales; Poaceae
Product: nuclear poly(A) polymerase 4
Cellular component (GO): nucleus
Molecular function (GO): RNA binding; poly(A) RNA polymerase activity
Source: RefSeq, a predicted model, not a curated record
GCUCCCAUUUGGUCCAUUUCUCGCAUCCCUCUCCUGAUCCCUCGCUUUUUGCACCACGCCACCCGAUUCGCCACCGCGCCGGCGCGCCGCCGAUCUGAGCACGAGAGAAUGGCUUCCCAGUCGCCACAGUCGCGGGGCGUCGCGGAGCCCAUCUCGCUCGUCGGCCCGACGCCGGCCGACCUGGAGAGCACGGCGCGGCUGGAGAGGCUCCUCCGCGAGGAGGGCCUGUACGAGAGCGCCGAGGAGACGGCGGCCCGGGAGGAGGUGCUCCGCGGCCUCCGCGGCGUCGUCGACCGCUGGGUGAAGCGCCUCACGCGGCAGCGCGGGUACCCCGACGGCAUGGCCGACCGGGCCACCGCCCUGGUGCUCCCCUUCGGCUCCUACCGCCUCGGCGUCCACGGCCGCGGCUCCGACAUCGACGCGCUCGUCGUCGGCCCGUCCUACGUCGACUGCGACCGCGACUUCUUCGGCGCGCUCGCCACCGCGCUGGCGGAGACGGCGGCCGUCGCCGAGCUCCAGCCCGUGCCCGGCGCGCACGUUCCCGUGAUCAAGAUGAGGUUCCACGGCGUGCAGGUGGACCUCGUGUACGCCGGCGUGUGCCUCCCCGUGGUGCCCGGCGACCUGGACCUCAGCGGCCGGUCGGUGCUCCGCGGCCUCGACCUCGCCACCGCGCGCAGCCUCAACGGCGUCCGCGUGGCCGACGAGAUCCUGCGGCUGGUCCCGGACGCCACCGCGUUCCGCACCACGCUGCGGUGCGUGAAGCACUGGGCCAAGGCGCGGGGCGUCUACUCCAACGUCGCGGGCUUCCUCGGCGGCGUCGGCUGGGCCAUCCUCGUGGCGUGCGUGUGCUUGCUCUACCCCAACGCCUCCCCCAGCAUGCUGCUCCCGCGCUUCUUCCGCGUCUUCGCGCGGUGGAAGUGGCCCAGCCCGGUGAUGCUGCGCGCCAUCGAGCACGACGACGGCGAGCUCGGCCUCAGCCUCCCGGUCUGGGACCCCCGCCGGAAUCCGCGGGACAAGAUACACCUCAUGCCCAUCGUGACGCCGGCGUACCCGUGCAUGAACUCCGGCUACAACGUCUCGCACGCCACCCUGCGCGUCAUCACCGAGCAGCUCGCCGUCGGCGACGCCGUCUGCCAGGAGAUCGUCAAGGCCGGCAGCGGCGGCGGCGGGUGGGACAAGCUGUUCCAGCCGUUCAACUUCUUCGGCGCGUACAAGAGCUACCUCCAGGUGGACGUGACGGUGACCGGCGGGGAGGAGGACGACCUCCGCGAGUGGAAGGGCUGGGUGGAGUCGCGGCUGAGGCUGCUGUCGGCCAGGGUGGAGGCGGACACGUCCGGGAUGCUGCUCUGCCACCUGCACCCGCAGCCGUACGCCGCCGAGCCCCACAACGAGCCGCGGCGGCGGCGGCGCACGUCGUCCUUCUUCGUGGGCUUGUCCAAGCCACCGGCGCAGCCGCAGCAGCAGCAGCAUCAGCUGUUCGACCUCCGCGCGACGACAGAGGGGUUCAAGGAGGAGGUGUACAUGUACGACUACUGGAGGCCCGGCAUGGAGGUCGCGGUGGCGCACGUCCGCCGGAAGGACCUGCCGUCCUACGUGCUGCGGCAGCUGCUUCGCUCGCCUGGCCGCCAUGAUCAGCUCAAGAGGAAGCGCGCCGACGAUGAUCCGUCUUCUUCCCCUGCUGCUUCCGAUCACUCCGCUUCGAGCUCGAGCAGCAGGGACGCCAAGAGGCCGGCGGCUGCGCCGGGCAGGAUCGGAUCGUCGUUUGAGAAGAAGACGUAGAGCUGCUCCGAUUCCAGUAAAUGCUCUUCUCAGCAGCGGCAUUGGUGCUUCAAGAUCAGAAUCCAGAAAGCAUCGUCUGACUGAGUCGCAAGCCAUCAGUCUGACGAGUCCUAGCUUAGCACUCGCUUUGUAAUUGAUCAAGAAAAGGUCUUCUAGCUGGGACAGCUUCCUGUAAUUAAUAUAUUCACUGUAUUAAGUGUGUACAGAGUGCAGAAAAGUGAAGCAUCAAACUUGUGUUGUCGGUUCUGAUAUCUCACCACUGUAAUGCAUGAUAUAUUGAUAUAUCAGAAUGAAUCAUCCAACUUGUAUCUUCAGUACAUUAAUAAAUAUUUUUUUUUCAUGCUUA